AUGACAAUGGGAGUCUUUGUUUAUGAAGGGACGGCCACCGAAGCCAUUCUGGCUGUUCAUCUCUGCCCAAAGCUGUCUUCAGCUUGGACUAGCGCCAGGGCAGCUAUCGUCGACAAUGCGGCCGUGGUUUCCCUGGGAAUUCCCAAGCUUUUCUGUCCGUACUUCACUCUAUUCAACUAUGCGGACACCUCCGUCACUGAUGGGAAUGAUGCUGGAGAUGAGAAGAAUGCCGUGCUGUGCCGUUCCCCCGAACCAAGAGAUGCAGCUGAAGACAUUCUUACAUACCUCCCCUUCCGGUCUAGAACUCGGACGAUUCUUCCUCCAAGACACACGGCGCAACUAGCCCGUAGCCUAUCUCAAUCAAGCUCUUGUUGCAGGAAACGGGCUCAUGCAACCCAGCAGGCCUCAAAGUCCAGCUUUGCGUGCUUUGCCCAACCCCCAACCGAUCGCCAAAGUACCCUUGAAUCCUUACCGCCGCGCUACCCCGGUUCCGGCAGGUCGGUUGCCCGCAGUCCGGCACUUGACCUCCUGGAUCUGCACUGCGGUGUUGUUUGCUUGGGUCGCAUCGGGGUCCACCACCAGUCCUACCAGCCCAAUUUAUCUAGGCCUUUAUUCCACUUGCUUAAUCAAGUCUUCAAGGCCGACCAGACGAUGCAAAAGGUCCAUCAAGCGCGCUUCUUCAAAGUUUGUGGUCUGCUAUUCGGAUUCGCCAUGCCGCUCUUCCCGUCAACUAAUGUCUCUAUGAAGCGUGUAGAACCUGCACGUGUAAGCAGCCGCCUCCCAUUCCAAGGGUUGCGUGCUCGUCUGAUGAUUCAAGAUACCCCUGGCCAAGAUAGACACGCCCAGCCACAGUCGAAUGCUUCUCUCCAGGCUUCCAACCUUCCCUCUCCAGGUCCCAGUCACCUCCGCUCUCCUCCGCCCGUCUCCCAAGCCUGUGAUCUGAGCGCCAUUAAACGCAGAAUCACCAGCCAGUCGUGUCGAUACCACCUGCAUGUUCCCUCCCCCUCUUACACCGCAGAGGCGGGGACUUUUGUCUGCAGCUUGUUGCCGCAUCUCGUUCUUGCGUUGAUCAGGCAGGGCAAACUUGAGAUACCAAGAUACUUUUCUCUCGAGGCGGGCCGCAAUGGCCCAAACGGGAAGGUUGUAAGAGCUGCCCAGGCGAUCCCCGACGGUCCGAUCCUCGUCAUUCAUCCUGUUCCUGUUUCCCGUUGGCCCUGCCGUCGAAAAGUGUCCAUCUCAGGCCUGGAAACUAUGUUUUUCUACUUUCCCCUCUUAUCCUCAAUCCCUGGUAGUAGUUGUUGGACACAACUCUCCUCGUACCUCGUAACACCGUACAUAAAGGAGAGCACACCCGUGCGAUCCUCAAUCUUGGCGAUGCCUUCUCUCGUGCACCCUCGCUGA
Messenger RNA from Colletotrichum lupini, 1401 nucleotides. RefSeq lists its product as uncharacterized. The coding region runs from base 1 to 1401 and encodes 466 amino acids. The record is from RefSeq and is a predicted model, not a curated record. The transcript has 8 exons. Lineage: Eukaryota; Fungi; Ascomycota; Sordariomycetes; Glomerellales; Glomerellaceae.